CUAAUCCAGGAUUAGUAAUCCUCGUUCACUUGUCUCUAAACUGAAAAUUAAAACUCAAAAAAACAAAAAAAAAACUGCAGUUUAUUUUCUCCUUCUGUCUCGAUGGAGCACAGUAAGGAUCAGGCUAUGUCGGAGAAUCAGAAUAACAACAACAACAAGGCUCAAGAUCCGAAUCCGAGAUUCGCCAGCGAAGGUUGCAGCGUGUUGCUGGACGUGAACGAUGGAGACCGUCUCGUGUUCGCUCGUCUAUCUAGUGGCGCUAUAUUUAAAAUCGGGAAUACGAAUUACUCUUUGAAGCCGUUGAUUGGCGCUCCGUUCGGAUCUCUGUUCCAAGUUGAAACUGGAGAAGAAGGUUCUUUCCUCUCUCGCAUUCUUCCCAUCAAAAAAGAAAGAAGCAGCAGCGUUAAUGUAAUAGACGAUGAUGGUAGAGAUAAUAGGGAACUUAUCGACAAUAAUGAAUCUCAAAACCUCACUGUUGAAGAGAUUGAAGCUAUGCGCAGAGAGGGUGCAAAAGGUGAAGAGAUUAUUGAAGCACUGAUUGCAAACAGCUCAACAUUUGACAAGAAGUUUCAGUUGUCUCAGGAAAAAUAUAAGCUUAAGAAGCAGAAGAAGUAUGCGCCAAAGGUGCUAUUAAGACGCCCUUUUGCUCGAAGUAUCUGUGAAGCCUAUUUCAAGAAAUAUCCAGCUAGGAUCGGAUUCAUACGUGUAGACGCAUUGUCUCUUUUGCUAACGAUGGCUAAUGUCACCGCAUACUCGGAUGUGCUAGUGGUGGAUAUGGUUGGUGGCCUUGUCACAGGUGCAGUGGCUGAACGAUUAGGAGGCACUGGUUAUGUUUGCAGUACAUAUAAAGGGGAUUCUCCUUACUCUGUGGAGAUGGUUAGGAUGUUCAACUUUACCGACAAGGUUAAAGAGAGGAUCGUUCAUUCACCUAUAAACGAGCUCUCGUCACCCAAAACUGCGUCUCCUGAAGUAAACAAUCAGCAAGGAGGAGUUUGCAAGCCUGAGAUUAAUAUCAGUGAAUCAUCUGCAUCUGAUAUGGUAGAAGAUGCAUCUGUGACAGCUGAGGCCAGAGAAGUAGAUGAUGUUGUCCCUGAGAGCAAAAUUAUGAAGGCCCCACAACCUGGAGCCAAAGCAUCGAAAGAAGCUGUAGAAAUGUGGAAAGAAAACGGUUUCUCUAGCCUAAUCAUGGCAGCACAAGACCAAGACCCAUGGAUCUUAGCUAAAGAAGUGUUGCCACUGCUCUCCUACUCUGCUCCCUUUGCAAUAUAUCAUCAGUAUUUACAGCCUCUGGCGACGUGUAUGCACAACCUUCAGCAAGGGAAAAUGGCCAUCAAUCUGCAAAUAACAGAACCCUGGCUACGCGAAUAUCAGGUGCUUCCAUCGAGAAGUCACCCUCACAUGCAGAUGAGCUCUUUUGGAGGCUAUGUUCUUAGCGGCAUCAGAAUCUCUACCACUUCUUGAUUCUUUUAUCUCCAAAACCUCUUUAUCAUUUUCAAGAACUGAGGUUUGUUGUUUGAUCCUUUUUUUUUCUUCAAAAGGGUCUUUGUAUUUUUGUUUGUUGUUGAGAUAUAUAGAAAAACAUUCAUGUUGCGACUCUUUACAAAAUUAAUAAAACACUAUUUUGCUU
Raphanus sativus (radish) is the source of this 1627-nucleotide messenger RNA. RefSeq lists its product as uncharacterized. Gene Ontology annotation, cellular component: tRNA (m1A) methyltransferase complex; nucleus. The record is from RefSeq and is a predicted model, not a curated record. The coding region runs from base 103 to 1461 and encodes 452 amino acids. The transcript has 12 exons. NCBI's taxonomy places the organism in Eukaryota, Viridiplantae, Streptophyta, Magnoliopsida, Brassicales, Brassicaceae. Gene Ontology annotation, biological process: tRNA methylation.